Hordeum vulgare subsp. vulgare (domesticated barley) is the source of this 1881-nucleotide messenger RNA. Its product is annotated as protein FAR1-RELATED SEQUENCE 5-like. NCBI's taxonomy places the organism in Eukaryota, Viridiplantae, Streptophyta, Magnoliopsida, Poales, Poaceae. The transcript is spliced from 3 exons. Gene Ontology annotation, molecular function: zinc ion binding. The coding region runs from base 1 to 1881 and encodes 626 amino acids. Gene Ontology annotation, biological process: regulation of DNA-templated transcription. The record is from RefSeq and is a predicted model, not a curated record.
AUGUAUGACUGUGAUGAUGAGGAAGAAGAAAUUUCAUCGCAACCGCUAUUGCCAUUUGUUGGCAUGCAAUUUGACACUGUCAAAGAUGCCAGAAUAUUCUACAAUGAAUAUGCCUUCAAGACUGGAUUUGGAAUACACAUAGGCGCUUCUCGAAACAGCCAAAAGAAAGGUCCUACGACACUUAUCAAGAGGGUUUUUGAGUGUGUCCACACAGGCAAGCCAUGUAGCAAAGCUGAUAGUAGCACUACUUCAGAGGGUCUAUCAAUUGGUGCAGCCUCGUCUAGCAAAGAUAGUUGGUUCGAAAUGGAUGUUAUGAACAAACGUCAAAAGAAUAGGUUGCCAGAGCUUGUACGAUAUUACCGCUCACACCGCAACAUUCCGGAAGAAGAUAUGGAUCUCAUAAUGACAAUGCAUGAUGUAAACUUCUCAACUUCAUCGUGCAUGGGGAUGCUCUCAAGGGUGCGCGGCGGAGACCUCAGGAUACUACCAUAUGUGAAGAGGGAUGUUUCAAAUGUCCGGUCAAAGUUGCGCCAAAACCUAAACCUCCGAGACAUGGAUUUGACAGUUGAGUAUUUUAAGAGGCAGGUAGCUGAGAAUCCUCAGUUCUACUAUGAAAAAAUUGUUGAUGAGGAUACCAACUCGGUUACAGGGCUCUUUUGGGUGGAUGGCAGGACAAGGGCAUUGUACCCUAAGUACAAAGACUGUAUUUUCUUUGAUACAACAUUUUGUACAAAUAGAUACAACAUGCCAUUUGCUCCGAUUGUCAGAGUGAACAACCAUUUGCAAACGGUGUUGCUCGGUUGUGCGUUGCUACCAAAUGAACAGAUUGAAACUUUCAAGUGGGUCUUCGAGAACAUUCUGCUUGCAAUGAACAAUGAACACCCAUUGACCAUUAUGACAGACCAGGACAAGGCCAUGGAAACUGCCAUAUCACAAGUCUUCCCCAACACAGUGCACAGAUGCUGCAAAUGGCAUGUCCAGAGAAAAGCUCGUGAGAAGCUUGGCAGGAUAAUGAGCAGAGAUGAGGUUUUUGAGAAUGCUUUCUACAGGUGCAUCAACGAUUCUGACACGGUUGAUGAAUUUGAGGAGAACUGGCAACAUAUGAUAAAUUUCUUCGAAUUAGUUGAGAAUAGACAUCUUUGCAACAUGUGGCGCACCCGUCACACAUGGGUCCCACCAUUCUUUCGGAAGGGCUUCUUCCCCUUCACAAACACUACUGGGAGGUCAGAGGGGCUAAACUCCUACUUCAAGACAUUUGUGCACCCUCAAGAUUCGGUGUGGAGGUUCGUGCAACAAUAUGAGAUGCUACAGGAGACUAUGCCAGACCGUGAGGACAAUCAAGCUUUCAUUGGUGCAGCAACCACAACCCCGCUUUACUCUAGGUACAAGAUUGAACGUCAAGCAGUUGGUUUCUACACUCGAAGCGUGUUUUCCAAGUUUCAAGCAAAAUUGGCUGCAUCAACAGGCUUUGUUCUAAACCAAGUUCCUUCUAUUGACAUUGGAGGUGUGAAAUUUGAGCUCUUUUCAAAUUACUAUGAAGACCCCAAGAUAUUUACAGUAAAUGUUGAGAUGGAACAAGAGAUAUUUGAGCACAGCUGCAAUUUUUUCGAAAUGAAUGGCAUCAUAUGUGCGCAUAUCAUUAGAGUCAUGGUCCACCUCAAUGUCCAAGCUAUACCACAAUGCUACUUGCUAGAACGUUGGUCGGAACAAGCAACUACACCAACCGGCAAUAGUGCUCAUCUACUAGAUCUUGCGCUCCCUUCAAACAAUACACUCAAGUACAACAAAUUGUGCAAGAAGUUCACAUGGUUGUUGGCCUCUCAAGCUUGUAGCAAUGAUUAUGCCUACAAAAUACUAAAUGAUGCAGCUCAUAACCUUUAG